GACGCGGGGAGAGUCGGGGAGUGGGGACAGCGCUGGAAGAGGAAGGGAAUCGCGCAGCAGCCCCGGGGCAGACGCGGGAGGCCGGUGGGCUCGGGUAACACGCUGGGCCCACGCUGGGUGGGCCUGCGGCGCCGUCCCCUGCUCGGGGCCUCAUCGGAGAUAAACAAUAGAGGCUUCUCUCGAAAGAGCCAAACGUUCCUGCCCAAGAUCUUCUUCCGCAAAAUGUCAUCCUCAGGGGCCAAGGACAAGCCGGAGCUGCAGUUUCCCUUCCUGCAGGACGAGGAGACGGUGGCCACGCUGCAGGAGUGCAAGACGCUCUUCAUCCUGCGCGGCCUGCCCGGGAGCGGCAAGUCCACGCUGGCCCAGGUCAUCAUGGACAGGUACCGGGAUGGCACCAAGGUGGUGUCCGCCGAUGCCUACAAGAUCACCCCCGGCGCCAGAGGAGCCUUCACCGAGGAGUACAAGCGGCUGGACGAGGACCUGGCCGCCUGCUGCCGCCGGGACAUCCGUGUCCUCGUGCUGGACGACACCAACCACGAGCGGGAGCGGCUGGAGCAGCUCUUUGAGAUGGCCGACCAGUACCAGUACCAGGUGGUGCUGGUGGAGCCCAAGACGGCCUGGCGGCUGGACUGUGCCCAGCUCAAGGAGAAGAACCACUGGCAGCUGUCGGCCGACGAUCUGAAGAAGCUGAAGCCUGGGCUGGAGAAGGACUUCCUGCCGCUCUACUUUGGCUGGUUCCUGGCCAGGAAGAGUUCCGAGAGCCUCCGCAAAGCCGGCCAGACCUUCCUGGAGGAGCUGGGCAACCACAAGGCCUUCAAGAAAGAGCUGCGACACUUUGGCUCUGGGGACGAGCCCAGGGAGAAGAUGGAGCUGGUGGCCUACUUUGGGAAGAGACCCCCAGGUGUGCUGCACUGCACAACCAAGUUCUGUGACUACGGGAAGGCGGCCGGGGCAGAGGAGUACGCCCAGCAGGAAGCGGUGAAGAAAUCCUACAGCAAGGCCUUCGUGCUGACCAUCUCCGCGCUCUUUGUGACACCCAAGACGACGGGAGCCCGGGUGGAGCUGAGUGAGCAGGAGCUGGCCUUGUGGCCGAACGACGUGGACAAGCUGUCCCCCUCCGACAGCCUGCCGCGGGGCAGCCGCGCACACAUCACCCUGGGCUGUGCGGGUGACGUGGAGGCCGUGCAGACGGGCCUCGACCUGCUAGAGAUUGUGCGGCAGGAGAAGGGGGGCAGCCGCGGCGAGGAGGUGGGUGAGCUGAGCCGGGGCAAGCUCUACUCCUUGGGCAACGGGCGCUGGAUGCUGAGCCUGGCCAAGAAGAUGGAGGUCAGGGCCAUCUUCACGGGGUACUACGGGAAGGGCAAGGCCGUGCCCACCCGCGGCGGCCGCAAGGGUGGCAGCUUUCAGUCCUGUGCCAUCCUCUGAGCGCUCCUGCGGCCACGCAGCCCCGCUCCUUACAGGGGAAGCGGAUGCAAGGGAAGCCGCCUCUGCUUGAUCUUUGAGUCUUUUUUUUUUUUUUUUUUACUCGAAGUAGUUAACCUUCCUGUAACUUUUUUAAAACUUGUAAAAUAACUUUUCCUGCCCACCCCUUCCUCCUCUAACGCUCAAGCUCUCAACACGAGGGGGUGAGUAGGCACCAUUCAGGCACCCAGGCCAAAGCCGACGAGGCCGGGCCGAGCUGGGCCUGGACCACAGCCACGACCCCGAGCCCCAGUUGAGUUCCUGGGCCCCUAGGCCCACUGCCCCGCCCAGAGCCUCCGCAGUGCUGCACAUACCCACAGGCUGCUCACCACCAGUGAGCAAAAAAAAAAAAAAAACAAAACUAGUGGUGGAUUUGAGACAGGAGGACCCCCUGGGCUUUGAUCCCAUUUUUUAAUCAGUGUAGCCCCAGGAAGCCUGAGGCUAUUUACCAGGGUGGAAAAGGAGUUUACCUCCCACCUUUGGUCUUAAGUGCUUGUCCCCUCCUCACACUGUAACCAGGUAACAGUCUGAUAACUAGGGAAGAAAAUGAAUAAGCAGCAACCACAGCCCAGGCUGGCUGCGGGUGUCACCCAGGCAAGGCUCUGCUGUGUGGAUGAUGAGAUCAAGGCCAGAGGCGGUGCCUAGGUGCAGACGCUUCCAUCCUGCUGCCUGCCCAGCCCAUCUUGCCUCCUGGUGCCUCUGGAGGCCCUGUGCCUCCACUAAAGGGGGUUAGUGGGUAUCAAGAGCCAGUGGAGUGGCCCUCGGCUCCAAGCCCCACCUGUGCCUGUGGGAAGGGCUUUUUACAUUGCUAUGUGCGCUGUGCUGUGGUUCCUGGGGUGCCCUCGACUGCCCUUUGCUCAGUAACAGGACCUUGCUAAUCAGGGUGUCACUUGACAAAAGUGCCUGGGAUUUAAGUUCCUAUCCUGGCUUUGCCCAGCCUCAGCACCUUGUAAGACUGAUGAUGAAAUAAAUCAUGUUAAUCCA
Molecule: messenger RNA, 2445 nt
Organism: Phacochoerus africanus (Common warthog)
Lineage: Eukaryota; Metazoa; Chordata; Mammalia; Artiodactyla; Suidae
Gene: CNP
Product: 2',3'-cyclic nucleotide 3' phosphodiesterase
Exons: 4
Coding region: 223-1425 (400 amino acids)
Biological process (GO): cyclic nucleotide catabolic process
Cellular component (GO): cytoplasm; membrane
Molecular function (GO): 2',3'-cyclic-nucleotide 3'-phosphodiesterase activity
Source: RefSeq, a predicted model, not a curated record